Molecule: messenger RNA, 1515 nt
Organism: Saccoglossus kowalevskii
Lineage: Eukaryota; Metazoa; Hemichordata; Enteropneusta; Harrimaniidae
Product: monocarboxylate transporter 12-like
Biological process (GO): transmembrane transport; monocarboxylic acid transport
Molecular function (GO): monocarboxylic acid transmembrane transporter activity
Source: RefSeq, a predicted model, not a curated record
AUGAAGUUUGUUAGCAAAGAAGAUGGAGGAUGGUAUGGUUGGAUUAUUGUUCUAGCAUGUCACUGCGUAGAUGUCUUGAUGCUUGGACUGCUAGCAGGUAUGGGAGUAUUCAUGGUUGAAUUCAUGGAAUACUUUGGAGAAGGAGCCGGAAGGACUGCACUCAUCCAAUCAAUAUUAAUUGGCUGUAUGACAUUUCCUGCCUCUUUGAUCAGCAGCUUGAAUAAUAAAUCUGGCACCAGACCAUUGGUGAUUAUUGGUGGAGUAAUAUCCAGUGGUGGUCUAAUAUUGAGUUCAUUUGCCAACAGUAUUAAUGUGUUACUUCUUAAUUGCAGUGUUUUAGUAGGAAUUGGAUAUGGAUUGAUUUAUGGGCCAAGUAUUAUUCUGGUAGGACGUUAUUUCCAUAAACGUCACGCCCUAGCUAAUGGAAUUGCACAAUCAGGUGUUGCCGUCGGUGUAAUGACAUUCCCACUUCUGUAUCAGAUAUUAAUUGAUAAGUAUGGAUGGAGAGGGGCUAUGCUUGUAAUGGCGGGAAUUAACAUGAAUUUGGUUGUAUGUGGAAUGUUAAUGAGGUCACCACUAAAAUAUUAUCCUGAACCAAUAGAUGAGACACUAGUGAACAUUACGCAACAAUACAGUACAGUGGAUCCUGGAAAAAUUAGUUUCGAGACUGUGGAAACAUUUAAGAAUAAUGAAUUGGAGGAAACAAACAACAUACAAAACUUGGAUGUCAGUCAAGCCACUGCAGAGUGUUGUGAAACUGCCCAGAAUACCAUGGUCUCAUUAAACGUGGAAAGGUUAAAUAAAUUUGAAAUUACGCUUAGCAAAAUUAUGGGAUUACAUUUGUUUAAAAAAUCAUGGUUCCAUGUUCUAUGUAUUUCAGGCUUUCUGGCUGGGAUAGGUCAUAAUACAACCAUGUUUCAUUUUGUAGCCAAAGCGGUAUCUGUUGGAACAGCAAAAAUGGAUUCUGCAAUUCUAAUGACAAUCAUGGGAGUGUGCUCAUUAAUUGGAAGAGCAACACAUGGUUUGUUUGUUGAUACUGGGUUAUUUUCUCCAAUGUUCAUCACAUCAUGUGCCUGGCUUUUGGCAGGAGUAUCACUAAUGUUUAUACUUGUUGCCAAUAGCAACUACUUAGUACUGGCCUUCAUAGCUGCCAUUUAUGGUAUAUCCAGUGGUACAGCAAUUCCCCUUCAUGGUGCAGUUUGUAUGAAAGCAUGUUUUGGUAAAGAAGAUCUGUCAAGCGCAUUUGGCUGGUUUCUGACUUGUAGCAGCAUUGGUAAUAUAUUUGGACCACCUACAGCAGGAUUGAUAUAUGACAUCACCUCCAACUACAAUCUCUCAUUUGUAUUGGCUAGCAGCACUCUAUUGCUUCUGAGUCUACUCAUCUUUAUGCAAAUUAGCUACAAAAGAUGUCAAUCUGGAUGGAAGUUCAAGAAAGAACUUGUUGAUAAACCAGGCUGCCAUGGCAACAAUGAUAACUCAACAUCACACUCACUUCUCCCUACAGAACAUGGAUAG